Messenger RNA from Letharia columbiana, 1380 nucleotides. RefSeq lists its product as uncharacterized. The record is from RefSeq and is a predicted model, not a curated record. The transcript is spliced from 7 exons. Gene Ontology annotation, molecular function: GTPase activity; GTP binding; translation elongation factor activity. Gene Ontology annotation, biological process: translation; translational elongation. The coding region runs from base 1 to 1380 and encodes 459 amino acids. NCBI's taxonomy places the organism in Eukaryota, Fungi, Ascomycota, Lecanoromycetes, Lecanorales, Parmeliaceae.
AUGGGUAAAGAAAAGAUGCACAUCAACGUGGUCGUUAUCGGCCACGUAGACAGUGGGAAAUCGACUACCACCGGUCACUUGAUCUACAAAUGUGGAGGUAUUGACAAGCGUACUAUCGAGAAAUUUGAGAAGGAAGCGGCCGAGUUAGGCAAAGGCUCCUUCAAGUACGCAUGGGUUCUCGACAAGCUAAAGGCCGAGCGUGAGCGUGGUAUCACCAUCGACAUUGCGCUAUGGAAAUUCGAGACUCCCAAGUACUACGUCACCGUCAUUGAUGCCCCUGGUCACCGUGACUUCAUCAAGAACAUGAUCACUGGUACCUCCCAGGCUGACUGUGCUAUUCUCAUUAUCGCCGCUGGUACUGGUGAAUUUGAAGCGGGUAUCUCCAAGGACGGACAGACUCGCGAGCACGCCCUCCUUGCCUUCACCCUUGGUGUCAGGCAACUCAUUGUUGCCAUCAACAAGAUGGACACUGCUAAGUGGUCCGGCGACCGUUACAACGAGAUCAUCAAGGAAACCUCCAACUUCAUCAAGAAGGUCGGCUACAACCCCAAGACCGUCCCUUUCGUUCCUAUCUCCGGCUUUAACGGCGACAACAUGAUCGACGAGUCCCCCAACUGCCCAUGGUACAAGGGUUGGGAGAAAGAAACCAAGACCAAGACCACUGGCAAGACUCUUUUGGAGGCCAUCGAUGCCAUCGACCCCCCAUCCCGUCCUACGGACAAGCCCCUUCGUCUUCCCCUCCAGGAUGUGUACAAGAUUGGUGGUAUUGGCACGGUUCCCGUCGGACGUGUUGAGACUGGUGUCAUCAAGUCCGGCAUGGUCGUGACUUUCGCUCCUGCCAACGUCACCACUGAAGUCAAAUCCGUCGAGAUGCACCACGAGCAGCUUGUCGAAGGUCUUCCCGGAGACAACGUCGGUUUCAACGUCAAGAACGUCUCCGUCAAAGAGAUCCGUCGUGGUAACGUUGCUGGUGACUCCAAGAACGACCCUCCCAAGGGUGCCGAAUCCUUCAACGCACAGGUCAUUGUUCUGAACCACCCUGGCCAGGUUGGUGCCGGUUACGCACCAGUGCUCGACUGCCACACCGCCCACAUUGCCUGCAAGUUCGCUGAGCUUCUGGAGAAGAUCGAUCGUCGUACCGGUAAAUCCAUCGAAAACGCCCCCAAGUUCGUCAAGUCUGGUGAUGCCGCCAUCGUUAAGAUGGUUCCCUCCAAGCCAAUGUGUGUUGAGGCUUUCACCGAUUACCCACCCUUGGGACGUUUCGCCGUCCGUGACAUGAGACAGACCGUUGCUGUCGGUGUUAUCAAGUCCGUGGUCAAGGCCGAGAAAUCCGGCGGUAAGGUCACCAAGGCUGCCCAAAAGGCCACCGGAAAGAAAUAG